CAUAUAUACGUGAGCACAAGUACAACGACCACCACAUUUUCCAACUCCAACUCCAACAAUCCAGCCAGUCGACGAAACACCAUCAUGGCGAUGGGUUUUGGUUGCGUCUUUGAUUUACAGUUGAGAAAUUCGUCGUGAUGGUUUAAUUUACAUUAUUCUCGUAAUUAUUUAUAAUAUCUGCAGAACCUUUUCGUAUUACCAUUUUGUUUCUCGAUUACAUUUAUGUGCAAGGAUUACAAAUUUCAUUAUGGUGAAGUUGACAGAAGAAAUGGUCGUGGCUCGGACACGAAUAUCUGAUUUCUCUGCUGUAAAGAAGCUGAAUUGUUGGGGAACAGAAUUAACUGAUGUAAGCAUUUUAAGGAAGAUGAAAAAUGUUGAAGUAUUGUCAUUAAGACACCCUAAUGUACUCCUACUAUGGACAGGUUUAUAUAAACCUCAAGAUCAUUGGCUACAACCUACAACUUCUGAAGUUGUUCUACCCACACAUUUUGAAUUCAUUGUAAUACAUUUGAAUCUACAGAAUGGACAAACAAAGAAUCAAAACAAAGAUGACACUGCACGCACAGAUUCACGCAGCGUCAGUGAAAACGUGGCCUCUAAUACUAUUGAAAUGAUUAAGGAAUAUGAUGAGCGCCCUGCGAUAUCGAGACACAAUGGGGACUACGAUGAAAGAAGAUCUUAUGCAGAAUUUAGUAACAACGAUACAUCACAACGUACAUAUGCAUCAACAUCACCGCGGACACAAUACUCUGUGAACGAAAGUAUGGACGAUAGGCGUUCGGAACGGAACAAUUAUGAUUAUGACAAUAGGUUGAGAUCUGAUUACAAGGAGCAUCAUAGAAUAAAAUCGGAUUAUGAAGAACAUCAUCAACCAUCGUCUCAACCUAGACGAAUGCCAGUUCAUCAUAAUGAAGAUUCAAAUCCAAUACCUGGAGGAUGGGUAAGACAUUCGGAGAAAGAAAAGUGUAGGUCACAAUUUCAUUAUCAUAGGCGGCCUGUUACAAGGAAUUCAAAUAUAUUAUCAGCUGUGUUAUGCUUAGUUAAAGAGCUCGACUAUCCGAGCCUCGAAGUGGUCGAAAUGGCUGUUAGGAAUCGAAUGGACGAAUUGGAAGAAUGAUGUUUCUGACACCGUCCCCAAACUGCUCAGGGGACGGUUACUUUUUCUCACAUCAGCGGUUCAUCAAUCCCAAGUCCAGAAUUUUCGGAUUCUCUUGACAGUGCGGUGAUUACUUGCCAAUGUGUCGAUAACGAUGCAAAUUCCAAUGCUGAUCGUCAUACGUACGAUAACGCUGACAAACGACAAAUUCGUCGCAAUGGAUCUACUGAAAAUUGUUUGAUGCGUAGUCCAAAAAAUGUCUCUAUCCAUCCUGGUUCAAAAUAUGUUGGGAAUAAUCAGAGCGGGCAUAAACUAAGAGACUCUGUGCCGGAUAAUCUAAUGUCAGUAGCCGAUAAUCGCGAGGAGAAGAAACCUAAUGAUGUUAGGAGAGUGGCAAGUAGUGACAGCAUACCCCGUGGCAGUUUCAAUGGUUUAACUUUAAGUCCAGGAUGCAGGGUUUUAAGUCAAGAUUGUGUGAGAAGAUCGAAAAGUCCUGAUGUUAGAAAUUCGAUGAUCCCUCUUCGUUACAUUCAAUCGGCAAAAGGUACUUGGACAUACAAUUUGUAAGUGUAAUUGCAAAUAACAUUAAUACUCACUCGAAAUGGAAAGAUUUUCUCAUGGAACAGCUCUCGAAAAAUUCGUAAACAUUAUUACGAUGAUCAUUACGCGAUUACAAAGGAAUAGUUCAACAGUUUCUGAGAAGACGGUAUAUAUAUGUAUGUAAUACAUAUAUAUAUAUAUAUAUAUAUUUAUUAAAUUAGGAACAAUUGUGAUAUCUCGUGGAGAAGUAAUAAGGAACGAAGGAAAUUUUAAUGCAGUCAUGUGCUCCGCGACUUAUUCUUUGAAUGACCGAUAUAUUAUACAAGAAUCAAAAAUGAUGAUUUUGACGACUCAGUACAUUAAAGGCAAUGUUUCUUAGAUAAAAAUAUAUUUCAUAUAAUUUUUUAUAGUAGUUUGUUGCAAAUGUGUUAUGGGACUGUUGUUCAUUUUCAACUGAAUUAUUUUCUAUAGAUUAUAACGCAAUACGAAAUAGUAAAAUUAUAAUUUGUACAUAAAGCGUAUAAUCAAAGAUGAAUUUAUGCCGAAUUAGAUACUUCCUAAAGAAACUAAGUUAGGCGAAAUAUUUUAUUUAUGUUCGAUAUAAUUGUAAAAAAUUGGAACACGCAACGUGCAAUAAUUUAUGAAAUCAAGUGUUACAUAAUUGCAGGUAUAUACGUGUACAAGUUACUUGCAUAGUUUUAAGUAGUAUCUUUAAUCUGUUCUAAAAUAUUACUAUUACCGAUAGACUUGCUUUUUCUUAACAAAUGCUUUUAUACACGUCCAUCUACAUGUUCAUACUCAUAGAAUCCAUGUAAAAAUGUUAAUCGUUAACUUUUUUUUUAUCAAUUCUAUCAUCGAACUUACAUGUGCAUUAGCGACUAAUGCUCUAUACAGAUACAAUAAUGAAUCCAUUGAUAUUAAACGAAUCGUAAGCAGAACUGUACUUAAAACGACGUGAAAAUAAUAUGAUAUAACGAGAAAAUAUAUUAUGCGACGUAUACGUACGUAUGCUCAACGGUACGUGUUAUAGAUUAAUAUUAGACUGAUAAACACCCAUGGCAUAUUUUUUGGAACGAGAAAAGCGACACGAAGCAACCGCUGCAUUCUUUUUACAAUUAAAACCGUUCUACUUAACGAAGCCAAUUUUCAAGUUAGAUUUAAGAUGUUUUAUAAAAAUGCGGAACACAAUAUCUUCUGUUACAUGUAACCGUCCAGUUGCAUUACUUUAUGAACAAUUAAUAUGAUUGUUAUUUAAUAUUGUUACGAGAAUGAUUAUUAAUUGUCUAAUAUCUGUUCAGGGUAUAAAUAUCCAACUUUUCUUUUUAACGCAAACAAAUGUUUUUAGAUAAUUUGUACAUAAUAAAAGGAAAAGUUGCCAGAUGCGUCUUUCAUUCCGGAUGUCGUACUUGCGCCGUAAAUGUUUCAGACUGAAAAUAAGAAAUUUAACCUUGUUACUUAAAAAUUUGUUUUAUCGAAUGCUAAUUACUUAUCAUUAUUAGUUACAUUCUUCCUGAUUAAUAUGUGCAGUUAUGAAUACAGCUUAUUACAGUUAUGAUAUUAAUGUGUUUUGGAAAAUAAAUUGAAUCUAAAGACUACUA
Molecule: messenger RNA, 3234 nt
Organism: Ceratina calcarata
Lineage: Eukaryota; Metazoa; Arthropoda; Insecta; Hymenoptera; Apidae
Exons: 7
Coding region: 248-1117 (289 amino acids)
Biological process (GO): cytoskeleton organization
Source: RefSeq, a predicted model, not a curated record